UUUGUGUUUCUUAUCUUUUUAUUACCUUUUUGAGACAAAUUAAUUGAAAUAUUUGUUUGUUCUCUCCGCUCGAAAGUUCGAGUUUGAGUUCUCAGUGAUUUCUGCUUUAGAAAUAGAGAGAGAUUUCAACCAACACAGACCGCAUCUUUUCCUAUUGUGCUUUCCAUAAGGAUUUAGCGGCUCGAAAUUCGAGAUCUCUACUUUAAGAUACAACUUAAGUGAUACAUUUGUUUUUGCUCUUCCUAAAGGGUAUUAAAAAGCAGAGAGAUUUCAAUCAUUUCACCACGCUGUAUUAAUGGCAGCCUGCAACACACAACAAAACUAUGACAAAAUUAGUGAACUAAAAGCCUUUGAUGACACAAAAGCAGGUGUCAAAGGACUUAUUGAUGGUGGAAUUACUAAAGUACCUCAAAUAUUCAUUCAUCCAGAGGCUUUAGAAAAAGAAACCACAAAUCCCAAAAAUACACAUUUCAUUUUCCCAUUAAUAGACCUCCAAAACAUCAACAUCAACAAUAAAGAAAUAGUGAAACAAAUUCAAGAAGCAUCAGAGACAUGGGGUUUCUUUCAAGUGAUCAAUCAUGGUAUUCCGGUACCCGUCCUAGACGAAAUGUUGCGUGGGGCACGACGUUUUCACGAGCAAGAUAUCGACGUUAAAAAACCAUAUUAUAGUCGAGAUGUUGCGAGGAAAGUUAUGUACAAUUGCAAUUUUGAUCUAUUUAGUGAGAAAUCUCUUGCAGCAAAUUGGAGAGACUCACUUUACUCUGUCAUGGCUCCUAAUCCUGCUAAUCCCGAGGAAAUCCCCGAGACAUGCAGGGAAAUUACAAUUGAGUACUCAAAUUAUGUGAUGAAUUUGGGAUACACAUUGCUUGAAUUAUUUUCACGAGGACUUGGUCUAAAACCAAACCAUCUUAAAGAAAUGGGAUGUGCUGAGGGACUAGGCAUUUUGUGCAAUUACUAUCCUAAAUGUCCACAACCAGAAGUUGCAAUUGGCACAAGUAGACAUGCUGAUAAUGAUUUUUUCACAGUGCUUUUGCAAGAUGAUAUUGGUGGACUUCAAGUUUUUCACAAGAAUCAAUGGGUUGAUGUUCCUCCUACUCAUGGAGCUUUAGUUGUCAAUAUUGGUGACAUUCUUCAGCUUAUAUCGAAUGACAAAUACAAGAGCAUAGUGCACAGAGUAUUGGCAAAUAAAAUUGGUCCCAGAAUAUCAAUAGCAAGUUUCUUCAGCACAGGGCCAUUUGCAACUUCUAGAAUUUAUGGACCAAUUGAGGAGUUAUUAUCUAAAGAUAAUCCUCCAAAGUAUAGAGCAACAACAAUGAAGGACUUCUUUGAAUAUUCUAACAAGAAAGGACUUGAUGGCAAUUCUAAUUUGUCUCACUACAAAAUAAUAUGAAAUUU
Molecule: messenger RNA, 1395 nt
Organism: Solanum stenotomum
Lineage: Eukaryota; Viridiplantae; Streptophyta; Magnoliopsida; Solanales; Solanaceae
Product: 1-aminocyclopropane-1-carboxylate oxidase homolog
Exons: 3
Coding region: 296-1390 (364 amino acids)
Source: RefSeq, a predicted model, not a curated record